GCUGUUGGGAGGCUGUUGGUCGACUGGAAAGUGUUUGAUUCUACGUCAGAGCAUUUAUAUCAGAUGGAGCAUCUCCAAAUAGAAGAUUUUACCGCCUACAUGGAAAUGACGCACCUACUUACCACACAACAAACCCAUAUGAUCCUUCUCGGAAGAUUUACUUCAUUUGUGAUCCUCCACACUUGAUGAAAACCACAAGAAAUAAUUGGGAGAAUAGUGGAUUCCACAACAAAACAAGAAAUCUGAUGUUUAAUGGUCAACCAAUAAGAUGGCCACAGUUAAUAAGCCUAGUAGAAGAUGGAGGAAGGUUCAGCCUUGCAAACAAAAUGACCUAUGAUCACCUGCAUCUGACACCGUCAUUAAGAAUGAAAGUGAAGCUGGCAACUCAGGUCCUCAGUACAAGUGUUGCUGAUGCCUUCAGGAUUGUUGGAGGUCAUGACACAACAUCUGUCGAGAAGUUUGUCCGAAUGAUGGAUCAGUUCUUUGACUGCCUGAAUGUUUCAAAUCGCUGCACUGGUGCAAGGAAAAGGAAACCAGUUCUUGAACCAUACACUUCUCCUGAUGACUGGCGUUUCAAGUGGCUCGAAGAAGAUUUCCCCCAUGGCUUCAUUGACCAAUGGGAAGCUGAAGCACAGGCAGUACCUAACCUGAGUAAGGACCAGAGGAAUCAAUUAUGCCUCAGUAGGGAAACGCUAGAGGGAAUCCGAAUCACUGUGAAAUCAUUUGUUGCCUUGGCCAGAGAUCUCCUGAUGUUGCCUGGUGUGACAUUCUUUCUCUCCGAAAAACUGUCACAGGAUCCGCUUGAAGAGUACUUCUCACAGCAACGAGGGAUUGGUGGCCGUUGUGAUAACCCAAAUGUGCAGCAGUUCAGCAACAAUGCGUUAAAGAUUCAGGUUGCACGAUCACCUGCAGUUCUAGCAUCAACUCGAGUGUGUAGGAGUAUGCAGAAACAAAUGCCCUGCAUCGGAGAGUGA
Messenger RNA from Lineus longissimus, 974 nucleotides. RefSeq lists its product as uncharacterized. The coding region runs from base 186 to 974 and encodes 262 amino acids. The record is from RefSeq and is a predicted model, not a curated record. NCBI's taxonomy places the organism in Eukaryota, Metazoa, Nemertea, Pilidiophora, Heteronemertea, Lineidae. The transcript is spliced from 6 exons.